Salvelinus sp. IW2-2015 is the source of this 5745-nucleotide messenger RNA. It is a transcript of the gene nlrc3, whose product is annotated as NLR family, CARD domain containing 3. Gene Ontology annotation, biological process: regulation of apoptotic process; intracellular signal transduction. Lineage: Eukaryota; Metazoa; Chordata; Actinopteri; Salmoniformes; Salmonidae. Gene Ontology annotation, molecular function: protein binding. The record is from RefSeq and is a predicted model, not a curated record.
ACAGCUCAGCGAGAGCAGAGUCCCCCCUUAACUGAGCGACAAGUUACUUUUUACGAUUAUUUACUUUGUUAGCAAAAUUUCUUGUCACAAGUAGCACCUUCAGUGCUGACGCAGCAUUACGCCGUCUAGUCAGAAAAAGUGUCUCCGGAGGAUAUCUAUUUUUGGGGGGUUUGUCUGAGAGUUCCUUUCAGGCCAGCUGCAGACAGCGAGAGCAAGAUCCACUAAACCAAAGCAGCUGUUCCAUUUCUAUCCCACCCCACAAUAUGAGGUAGAGGACUUGGGUUCAGGGUCAUUAAUGCUCACACCUGUUGAAGCCCGACCCACAGCUGCACCAGUCGCCCACGAGUAAUCGGAGAUGGAGAAAGGUGGACAGGCAUAUCUUUAGGCAGGAACAAGCAACAGCUCCAUGGAAAGAAACACCCAUUACAAUUCUAUUCUGGACAGAAACAAGCGUAUCGCAUGGCAAGAGGACUGCUAUGUUGACCUCCAGUCUACCCCCACCUCAACUUCCACCAAAGGAGAGAUGGAAGAUGUGGGCUGGAUCCAGAAACAUCAGGGGCAUCUGCAGCGCUUCAUUACCACUCCCCUCCUGGAGGGGGCGCUGUCCCACAUGAGGAAGCUGGAGCUGCUGAGCCAGGGUGAGGAGGCACAGGUACAGGCUGGGGGGCAGCUGCAGGAUCGGGUGGGCACCCUCACCUCCAUCCUGGCCAGCAUGGACCCCCAGGGCUCCAACGCUCUCCAGGCCUUCCUUGAGAACUCUGACUCCCAGAUGUACCGGCUUAUCACGAUGCACGACCUCAUGGUUCAGGAGCACAAGGAGGCUCUUCUGUUGCAGUAUCCCACACCAAGUGACAGCCUCUACCCUGGCCCCUGUAGCCCAGAAUUCUCCUCCUCCAGAAUCUUGCUCCUGGUCGACGGCCUCUCGGACCUCCAGCAGAAGGAGCACGACCUCAUGCAGGUGGAGGCCACCCGUGGGGCGCGGAGACACCACGUCAGACAGCUGGCCCUGGCCAAACUCCUGGAGCCCCUCACACGGGUCAGCCUGCCCCCCAGGGUCUCCCUCACCGUGGGAGUGGCCGGCAUCGGCAAGAGCACCCUUGUGGGACAUUUUGUACGCCUUUGGAGCAGAGGCGAGAUCUGCACGGACGUGAGUUUUGUCUUGCCCUUUGCCUUCUGGGAGCUGAACACUGGGGAGAAGCUGUCGGCCGAAAGACUGGUGAAGCGGGCCUUCCCUCACAUGACGGACCCCAGCCUGGUGCUGAGUGGUACAUGUCGGACAUUGCUGAUCUUCGACGGUCUGGACGAGUUCCGUUGUCCUCUGGACUUCUCGGAGACUGUGCCCUGCACAGACCCCAAGAGGGAGGUGUCGGUGGACGACUUGGUCACCAACAUCAUCCGGGGCAACCUGCUCCCUGAAGCAGCGGUAUGGGUGACCUCCAGGCCGGCGGUGGCCUCGUUGAUUCCUGGGGGACUAGUGGACAGGUUGACCGAGAUCCCCGGAUUCAGCCCGAAGGAAAUCCGGCUGUUCCUGAGCCACAACUUCCCUAAGGGAGAUACUGCCAGUCAGAUAUGGACUCACUUGGAGUCCAACAAGAUCUUCAUGGUGAUGUCUUACAUGCCUUGCAUUUGCUGGAUAGUGGCGGUUACCUUUGGGUACCUGUUGGAGAGUGGCUGGCAGGAGGGUCUUCCCAAGACCUGCACUGAACUCUACUCCCACUUCUGCGCUAUGAGAGCCGAAGCAGGUGAGCCCAGAGGCAGAGAGCCUAUCAAGAUGGACCAGCUUAGCGGAAACAACCGCAAGCUGCUGGGAAGUCUGGGCCGACUGGCCUUCUACGGACUUCUGAAGCACAAAUACACCUUCAGUGAGCAGGACAUGAGGGCCUAUGGAGUAGACCUCCCAUCCACCCAGGGUGGCCUCGGAACUGGAGUACUGAUCCGCGAAGAUUCCCCGAAUUGUGUGGCCUACCGCUUCACCCACCUGACUGUGCAGGAGUUCUUAGCAGCCACAUACUACCACAUCUGCUCCAAACGUGCCAUCUUUGACCUGUUCACCGAGAGUGCCAUGUCCUGGCCCAAGAUCGGCUUCCAGAACCACUUCAGGAGCGCCCUGCAGCGGUCCCAGCAGGCAGAGGAUGGUCACCUGGACGUGUUUGUGCGGUUCCUGGCGGGGUUGCUGUGUCCAGCAGCAGUGCGGCCGCUGGCAGGCCUGCUGGCCCUGGGGAAGGACGAUGGGGGCCAAAGGGUUUGGGCGGCUGGGCUUCUGCAGGACCUCCUGGGCAGCGGUGGUGCUGUGGUGUCACUACGCUCAGUGAACGUGGCCUACUGCCUGCAGGAGCUGCAGCACACAGAGGUGCUACGCAGCGUGGAGGAGGACCUGCGCUGUGGCGGCCUGGGAUGGAAGCUGACACGGACACACUGCACAGCGCUAGCCUACCUGCUACAGGUGUCUCCAGAGUGCAGCGAGGAGACCAACCUGUCGGCAUGUCUGGACUACUCCACUGUCAAAAGCCUGCUGCCUCAGCUGCUCUACUGCAGCCAUCUCAGAUUGGAAAAUAACCAUUUUAAAGAUGAUGUCAUGGAACUGCUGGGAAGCUUACUGAGUGCAAAGGACUGCCACCUUCAGAAGAUAAGUCUGGCAGAGAACGCUAUCAGCAACAAAGGGGCCAAGGCCCUGAGUCGAGCACUACUGGUUAACCGGACUCUAAUUACGCUUGAUCUCCGUAGCAACAACAUUGGAUCUAAAGGCGCCAAGUUUCUAGCAGAAGCCCUCAAAAUGAAUCAGGUCCUGGUGUCCAUCAAUUUCCAAAAUAAUCUCAUUGAGGAGGAGGGCGCUCGGGCCCUGGCUGAGGUGCUGCUGUCCAACCGCAAACUUGUCUCGCUGAAUGUACAGAAGAAUUGUAUUGGAGCAGAUGGAGCCAGGAGGAUUGCAGAAGCGCUAAAGACAAACCGGACACUUACAGAACUAAUUCUGAGCAGUAACCAGCUGGGGGACAAAGGCACUGCAGCCCUGGCCCAGGCCCUGACCGUCAACCACAGCCUCCACUCGCUGCACCUGCAGAGUAACUCCAUCAGUAACAAAGGGAUGACUGCGUUAACCAAGGCUCUCCGGUUGAACCGUGGACUCAUCUGUCUGAACCUGCGUGAGAACUCGAUCGGGGUGGAGGGGGCGAAGGAUAUGGCCAGGGCACUGCAGGAGAACAGCUCUCUCCGGCACCUGGAUCUUACAGCCAACCUGCUGCACGAUGAGGGGGUGAAAGCCAUAGCUGGAGCUGUGAAGGUCAACCGAGCGCUUACUACUUUACGUCUCCAGUGGAAUUUCAUCAAGUGCACAGCCACUAAAUCCUUGGCCCAUGCUCUACUCACCAACUCCACCAUGCAGCUACUAGAUCUACAGGAAAAUGCCAUUGGGGAUGAAGGAGUGGUAGCUCUGGCAGGAGCCCUGAAGACCAAUGCGUCUCUCUGUACAUUGUGUCUCCAGGGUGUAUCAGCAGGCAGGAGUGGAGCCAUCUCAAUGGCCGAGGCUCUAAUGGUCAACAAAACCCUGCACACUCUGGACCUACGAGGGAACUCCAUAGGGAUGGAGGGAGCUAAGGCUUUGGCUAAUGCACUGAAGACAAACCGAACACUCAAAUCAUUAAAUCUGCAGGAGAACUCUCUGGGAAUGGAUGGAGCCAUAUUCAUCGCCACAGCCCUGAAAGGAAACCACCAGCUAACUUAUAUAAACUUGCAGGGGAACGGCAUCGGAGAGUCGGGAGCAAAGGUCAUCUCUGAUGCCAUCAGAACCAACUCUCCAGACUGUGUGGUGGAGAUCUGACCUCAAGGUUACGCCAGAGGUCAAAGGCCAUCGGUCCCCAGGGGCUUAUUCAGGAGGGUUAAACAUUACAGUACAUUGAUAUAUAACAUGUGUUGUAUAGAACCAUCAUUCUCGUGCCAGCUCAAUACUUUGCAAUGUUCUGAACACGGUUCACCCUUCUGAACACAUCCAUUGCCCAUGGAGAAGUCUUUGUCUUUGCAAUGGACAUGUAGAGUAAGAAUUUCAGAGGCUACCCAUCAGCCUGGCUCAUUGGACCUAGCUUCUGACGGACAGCCACAAAGACAAACCGCAGGGAUAUUUGUUGUAGGUCUUAUUUUAAGAUCUAUUACAUUGGUACUGUCGGGGGAAUUGUGUAUAUUAAUACAGACUGACAUUUAAAUAUUAUUUAUGUACAUUUAUUUUCCUAAUAAACAUAUCUUAAAGCAGCUACAUAUACAUUGCCUUUAUAUGAAUUGAAAAUGUGUGUGACAUGACGUAUACAGUUCAUACAGGAUGUAUGAUGUGUGCACCAUACAUACUGGAAGAUACAGUACUGUAGUGUGCAGUGACCCUCACGCCCAGAUGGUAGAUCUCACUAGAUACAGGAAAUCACAUAUAUUUAGCCUACAGUAUAUAGUACUGUAUAUAGUACUGUACUUGAAUUGAUAUUGAGAGAAAGCACAUAGUGCUGAUCACAACCCCCAGAAGAAAGGGUCUAUUACUGGCACAAUGGGAUAUAGAAAAUCUAUAUUUUAUACUACAGCAAGCUUUAGUAUUUCAUGAAAAGAUUAAAGGCCUGGAUUCAAUUAGAUUGAGCGUUAAGCUGCAUAGCAGAUGUUUUGAUGACGUUGGAGGUGUAACUGCGUUAUGAGCCGACACAUAUCGGUAAGCGGUUGCACACGUGUCACAAACCACUCCCUUGUGAUCCCUUCUACGGUUGAAGUUCAAAACAGCACUAGAAAGUGAAUGUUCUAUCCAUGUUAGAAAUAAUGACUCCAAUGUCAAACCAUUUAUGUUGGGCUGAUAUAAGUUUUCAUGUUCAUUUGGAUGGGGAGGGGAUUUAAUAAGCCGAUCAGUCUAAUUCUGUGUUUGAAGUUGUAUGGGUGCAUGGGAUUUGUCGAUUUAUAGUCAGGUGUGGACGUGUGGUUUCGUUAAAUCCAAUGGCAGUGUCUGUGAUAAGGUAACGCAAUGAGCCUCUUGUGGAUUUGAUAGCUCGCAGUUCCCGACACCGCCAAAACAAUACUAUGUGGAUGUCAAUCUGAAUCAUAAGGCCGGAAUUCAAUCCAAUCUUGCUUUGUCAGCUAUGGACCUUUUAAAGGCAAUGUUUCCACGUUCGCAGAGACCAACACUGGAAAUACAUGUCCUCAAAGAUGGAAAUGGAAGCACUGUACGGUCUUUGAUGGAAGGCAGGUGGGAGGAGGCUUUGACCAGGUGGGACCAUUCUAGCCAAUGAGAGUGCCGAUACGCGUGACCGCCGGGCACAACUCAGAUAGAACGUUUUUUUGUUUGUUGCCAAAAUGCCACGUGUAUCCACUUAUGUCAGUGCGUUCGUAAUAACCUAACCAUUGUGAAACAUCAAUUCAAAUACAAAUAAGCCUCACGUAUCAAAAUGAUCAAUAAACACUUUUGUUGACCAAAUUGACUUCCUCACUUCCUGGUCUUAUUUUCACUGAUCGGAUUGAAUCCAGGCUUUAAUAUUCAACAGGACUGUAAUUUGUGCUAGUAUAUGCUUGAAACGUGGCUCUAGGUCAGGCUCUAGGUCAGGGCUGUCCAACCCUGUUCCGCCCACAUGGGACAGAGGACAGAGUGAAGAGGGCCGAAUCAGCAGAGUGAAGGUGAUUUGUCAAAAUGAGUGGCUGUUGCUCCGGCUGCUGGCCAGCAGGAAGUCUCCAAGGUUACGGCCCUGUGUGAGGAGAACUAAGGAGUGCUACUGUAGCUAGCUCUCCUCGUAC